Molecule: messenger RNA, 1836 nt
Organism: Ipomoea triloba (trilobed morning glory)
Lineage: Eukaryota; Viridiplantae; Streptophyta; Magnoliopsida; Solanales; Convolvulaceae
Product: bifunctional 3-dehydroquinate dehydratase/shikimate dehydrogenase, chloroplastic-like
Exons: 9
Coding region: 69-1658 (529 amino acids)
Biological process (GO): chorismate biosynthetic process; shikimate metabolic process
Molecular function (GO): 3-dehydroquinate dehydratase activity; shikimate 3-dehydrogenase (NADP+) activity
Source: RefSeq, a predicted model, not a curated record
CAUAUAUUUAAGGAUUAUAUUAUUGUUGUUGUCUGGGCUCCAUCAUCUGCAUUAUAUUAUUAUAUUGCAUGAUUAUGGGGUUUAAGAGCGACAUGGUGGUUUACACAACGCUGGAAUGCGAAACCCAGGAAGAGAUGUUAGGCUGCAUGAAACUAGCCAAGGAAGAAGGAGCAGAUCUUGUGGAGCUUUGCAUCAAUUCCUUGUCUUUCUCACACAUCUCCCAGGUUGAAAAUCUCCUCAGAACCAGAACUCUUCCCUCCAUUGUCUGCUGCAGGCCGAACGCGCCGCCGGCGGUUUCCGGCAACGGAGGAGACUGGAAGACCACGUGCUUACAAGUUCUCAAACUCGCUCUUCGCUUGGACGUUGAGUUCGUCGAAGUAGCACUCGAGGUGGCUUCUGAUGCUGUUAUGGCAGAGCUAAUGAGUCUGCGGUUAAACAGCAAGAUAAUUGUGUCGAGUCAUGUGAAUGGCGGCGAGCCUCCAACUGCUGAGAAACUAGGAAACCUGAUCAUAAAUCUACAAGCUACAGGUGCAGACAUUGUCAAGCUUGUGAUUGAUGUCUCUUAUAUCACAGAUGUUGCCCCGGUUUUUCAGACACUCACCCAUUGUCAGGUGCCCUUAAUUGCAAGGGCUGUGGGAGAUAGAGGUCUUAUAAGCCAAUUACUUGGUCCAAAAUAUGGUGCUUUCUUUGUUUGUGGAUCCUUGAAUGGGAAGUCCAUUCCUGGCUUGCCAUGUCUGAGUAGCAUCAAAGAAGUAUAUCAGCUCGAAAAUAUGAAUGCAGACACGAGAGUUUUUGGGGUCGUCUCGAAUCCUGUAGGACACAGCAAAGGCCCUCUUCUGCAUAACCCUGCCUUUAGGCAUACAGGGUAUAAUGGAAUCUAUGUGCCAUUGUUGGUUGAUAAUAUUAACGAGUUCUUCAGAGUUUACUCGAGCAACGACUUUGCUGGUUUCAGCGUCGGAAUCCCUCAUAAGGAAGCAGCAGUAGGAUGCUGUGAUGAAGUCGAUCCCCUCGCUAAGUCCAUAGGGGCUGUAAAUACAAUCAUACGGAGGCCAAGUGAUGGGAAGCUCAUUGGUUAUAAUACAGAUUGCGAGGCCUGUUUAACUGCUAUUGAAGAUACACUCAGAGAGAGACAAACUACAAAUGACAUUGCAUCAGAAGGUUCCCCGAUUGCUGGGAAAUUGUUUGUGCUGGUUGGAGCAGGUGGUGCUGGAAGAGCAAUGGCUUUCGGUGCCAAAAGUCGAGGAGCCAGGGUGGUGAUUUUCAACCGGAAUUAUGAGAGAGCAAAGGCUCUUGCCAUUGCUGUGUCUGGAGAGGCCUUUCCGUUUGAAUGCAUAAACGAGUUUAGCCCCGAGACUGGGAUGAUCCUCGCGAACUCUUCUGCCAUUGGCAUGCAGCCGAGGAUAGAUCAAACUCCGGUUUGCAAGGAGGCCUUGAAAUCGUACGACCUGGUGUUUGAUGCGGUUUACACCCCUCGAAACACUCGACUGCUGCAAGAGGCUGCCGAGGUUGGAGCUGCAGUGGUUAGCGGGGUCGAGAUGUUCAUCAGGCAGGCUCUUGGACAGUUCAAAUUGUUCACUGAUGGAUUAGGUACCUUUUCUUCACUCAUGUCAAUAUCUCUUUUGUCAAGCAAUCUGCAAAUCAGACUGUCCAUUUGUUAGCUCGGAAAUCUGUUUCUAGGCUAGAUUGCAUGCUGUUCUUUUCCAGGAUCUUAAAAAAAAAAUAUAUAAAAAAAGGUACCCUUUCUUCAUUAGCAUAUGCUACCUUUGCAGUUUGCAGCAUUCUGGUUUCUUAAGGUUAACCUGUCUUGUUGUCUGCUUGCCAUCAUUUUAAGUAUCU